AAGGCCCGGCCCGUCGCUGCCCGCUCUCGGUUUGCCGCUGUGCUGCUGUGCUCCGUCCGCGCUGUGGCCUGUUGGUUUGUCCGCUGAUUCGCUGCGUCCGUCCGUAGAACGGCCGCGGUCGGAAGGGGCCUUAAAGGUCGCCCGCUUCUAACCGAAAUAGUGCCGCGUCCUAAAAUGAGCGCGUAAAGACGUGACCUUUCAUCGAAGGCGGGCUGAGCCGCCGGCCCUGCGCCGUGCCAGCCCUGUGGGAGCGCUGCGUGCCGCGGAACGAGUGGGGAAGCUGCGCUGUGACUGUUCUGAUCCUUGCAGUCCCUUCAGACAUGGCUUCGAAAAGAGCAUUGGUGAUUCUGGCGAAAGGGGCAGAGGAAAUGGAAACUGUCAUCCCCACCGAUGUUAUGAGAAGAGCUGGGAUCAAGGUGACUGUUGCAGGCCUGACUGGGAAAGAACCGGUGCAGUGUAGUCGAGAUGUCCUUAUUUGUCCUGAUGCCAGUCUAGAAGAUGCCAGAAAAGAGGGACCUUACGAUGUCAUUGUCCUGCCUGGAGGUAACCUUGGAGCUCAGAACUUGUCAGAGUCUGCUGCUGUUAAAGACGUCUUGAAAGAUCAGGAAAGCAGAAAAGGCCUGAUUGCUGCUAUAUGUGCAGGUCCUACUGCCCUUCUGGCACAUGGGAUAGGAUUUGGAAGCAAAGUCACAACACAUCCUUUGGCCAAAGAUAAAAUGAUGAAUGGAGCUCACUACUGCUACUCCGAGAGCCGUGUGGAGAAAGAUGGGAACAUCCUCACCAGCCGUGGCCCUGGUACCAGCUUUGAGUUUGGGUUGGCCAUUGUUGAAGCACUGAUGGGGAAGGAAGUGGCUGAACAAGUGAAGGCACCCCUAAUACUGAAAGACUGAAAUGCUGUUGUGGGACGUGGAGUAGAACAAUUUCAGGUGGAGAGUCUUGUCCUUUAGAAUAACUGAAAGAUGCACAAUGUAGUUGUGGAUGAAAUUAGCAGCUGUACUCACCCGACUUAGAAUAUCUUACCAGUUUUUAUUCCUGGAAGAAAAUUCUGUUAGCAAAAGACUUUAUCAUCAUUAGCAUGAUUAGAUAAAUAAUCUUAGCUCUUGGCAUUUCAAAAUCGCAUGGAUAAAUGUUGCUGAUUAAAUAAAAACAAACCAACCUUGA
Messenger RNA from Lagopus muta (rock ptarmigan), 1161 nucleotides. It is a transcript of the gene PARK7, whose product is annotated as Parkinsonism associated deglycase. The record is from RefSeq and is a predicted model, not a curated record. Lineage: Eukaryota; Metazoa; Chordata; Aves; Galliformes; Phasianidae. The transcript is spliced from 7 exons. Bases 321 to 890 code for a protein of 189 amino acids. Gene Ontology annotation, biological process: guanine deglycation, glyoxal removal; protein deglycation, glyoxal removal. Gene Ontology annotation, molecular function: protein deglycase activity. Gene Ontology annotation, cellular component: nucleus; cytosol.